AUGGCAGAGGGGACUCAGGACAAGUACUAUCUAAUAGACUCUACAAAGACCUACCAACCGUCCAAACCCACACCAUUACAAAAUCUCCUUCAUUUAUACAACUUGGAACCAGUAGCGGAGCUGCUAUCCCGAACCAAUCCCGAUGGGUCAAAGAACGUCAAGCUUAGGAAGUCUUACAAGGCGCAUAUACUGGAUCUACCAGGCAAGCAUCAGAUACCUGAACCUAAAUCGAUACCCAUUGGACUAAUGGAUCCGCUGAUUGCGCAACAUCCAGAUAUUAUCAACCUGUUUGAUGAGGAAUUGUUGAAACGAGCGUUGAAGUUUGAUAAGACUCCGAUAAAUGGAAUCCCUGGAUUCGAUGUUGCUGAUUUGGCUAUUGGUGACCAACAAACUUUGAUGCGGGGUGAUGAUCGAGAUGAUGAUAAGAAUAAGAAGCGUAAGAAGAAGCAUCAAAGUGGAGGUGCUGAAAAGAAGCAGCAUGUUUAA
Lodderomyces theae is the source of this 486-nucleotide messenger RNA. RefSeq names its product Med19p (gene MED19). The transcript is spliced from 2 exons. The record is from RefSeq and is a predicted model, not a curated record. Gene Ontology annotation, biological process: regulation of transcription by RNA polymerase II. Gene Ontology annotation, cellular component: mediator complex; core mediator complex. Bases 1 to 486 code for a protein of 161 amino acids. Gene Ontology annotation, molecular function: transcription coregulator activity. NCBI's taxonomy places the organism in Eukaryota, Fungi, Ascomycota, Pichiomycetes, Serinales, Debaryomycetaceae.